This is a messenger RNA of Rattus rattus (black rat), 3318 nucleotides long. It is a transcript of the gene Phc3, whose product is annotated as polyhomeotic homolog 3. Gene Ontology annotation, molecular function: protein binding; zinc ion binding. The record is from RefSeq and is a predicted model, not a curated record. NCBI's taxonomy places the organism in Eukaryota, Metazoa, Chordata, Mammalia, Rodentia, Muridae. Bases 34 to 3000 code for a protein of 988 amino acids. Gene Ontology annotation, cellular component: PRC1 complex; nucleus. The transcript has 15 exons.
UGCGCACCCCGUGUUAGUGAUGGAGGAGAGAAGAUGGCGGAAGCGGAAUUUAAAGACCACAGUACAGCUAUGGAGAGUGAGCCCAGCUCUGGAACGUCUGUGUCAACAACAGCCAGCAGCACCACCACCACCACCAUCACCACAUCCUCCUCCCGAAUGCAGCAGCCACAGAUCUCUGUCUACAGUGGGUCAGACCGACAUGCUGUCCAGGUAAUUCAGCAGGCCCUGCAUCGGCCCCCCAGCUCGGCAGCUCAGUACCUGCAGCAGAUGUACGCGGCGCAGCAGCAGCACCUCAUGCUGCACACGGCCGCCCUUCAGCAGCAGCAUCUGAGCAGCUCCCAGCUCCAGAGCCUGGCGGCGGUGCAGGCCAGUUUGUCCAGUGGAAGACCAUCUACAUCCCCUACAGGCAGUGUUACACAACAGUCAAGUAUGUCCCAGACAUCUAUCAACCUCUCCACUUCGCCGACACCUGCUCAGCUGAUGAGCCGCUCGCAGGCCUCCAGCUCGACCAGUGGCAGCAUUACCCAGCAGACCAUGCUCCUAGGGAGCACCUCGCCCACCCUCACAGCCAGCCAGGCCCAAAUGUAUCUCCGAGCUCAAAUGCUGAUUUUCACACCUGCUACCACUGUGGCUGCUGUACAGUCUGACAUCCCUGUUGUCUCGUCGUCACCGUCACCUUCCUGUCAGUCUGCAGCUGCUCAGGUUCAGAAUUUAACAUUACGCAGCCAGAAGUUGGGUGUCUUAUCUAGCUCACAGAAUGGCCCACCAAAAAGUGCUGGUCAAACCCAGUCCUUGACAAUUUGCCAUAAUAAAACAACAGUGACCAGUUCUAAAAUCAGCCAACGAGACCCUUCUCCAGAGAGCAAGAAGGGCGGAAGCCCAGGUCUGGAAUCUCGGAGCACAGCCGUCACACGGACAUCAAGCAUUCACCAGUUAAUAGCACCAGCUUCAUAUUCUCCAAUUCAGCCUCAUUCUCUAAUCAAACAUCAACAGAUUCCUCUCCAUUCACCACCUCCUAAAGUUUCCCAUCAUCAGCUGAUAUUACAACAGCAACAACAGCAAAUUCAGCCAAUCACCCUUCAGAGUCCAAGUCAAGAUCCACCCCCAUCCCAGCACUGUAUCCCACUCCCAAACCAUGGCCUUUCUCCGGCUUCCAGUAAUGCCCAGUCACAGCAGCAUUGCUCACCAAUUCAGAGCCAUCACCCGCCUUUAACUGUGUCUCCUAGCCAGGCCCAGUCCGCACAGCAGUCUGUAGUGGUGUCUCCUCCCCCCGCUCACUCCCCAAGCCAGUCUCCUACCAUCAUUAUCCAUCCACAAGCACUUGUCCAGCCGCACCCUCUUGUGUCCUCAGCUCUUCACACAGGGCCACACUUGCAGCAGGCCACUGCUGACCAGGUACAGUCCACAGCACAGCUGAACCUCCCGUCCCAUCUUCCACUUCCAGCAUCCCCCGUAGUACACAUUGGCCCCGUCCAGCAGUCUGCCUUGGUGUCCCCAACAUCACACCAGCAAUAUUCAACCCUACAGUCAUCUCCAAUUCCGAUCGCAACCCCUCCACAGAUGUCGGCAUCUCCUCCAGCCCAGAUCCCACCACUGCCCUUGCAGUCUAUGCAGUCUUUACAAGUGCAGCCUGAAAUUCUAUCCCAGGGCCAGGUUUUGGUGCAGAAUGCUUUGGUGUCAGAAGAGGAGCUGCCUGCUGCAGAAGCUUUGGUCCAGUUGCCAUUUCAGACUCUUCCUCCUCCACAGACCGUUGCGGUAAACCUACAAGUACAGCCGCCGGCACCUGUUGAUCCACCAGUGGUUUAUCAGGUAGAGGAUGUGUGCGAGGAAGAAAGGCCGGAGGAGUCCGACGAGUGUGCACGGAUGGACCGAACACCGCCGCCCCCCACCUUGUCUCCAGCAGCUAUCACUGUGGGGAGAGGAGAGGAUUUGACAUCUGAGCAUCCUUUGUUAGAGCAAGUAGAGUUGCCUGCCGUGGCCUCAGUCAGUGCUUCUGUGAUCAAGUCUCCAUCAGACCCGACCCAUGUCUCUGCUCCUGCACCUCCACUCUUAAUGCCCGCUGCCUCCACAAGGAGCAGCAGCACUUCUCUGGCCAGCAGCACCCCCAGCCUGGAAAACAAGCCUCCGCAGGCCAUCGUGAAGCCACAGAUUCUGACCCACGUUAUAGAAGGUUUUGUGAUUCAGGAGGGGCUGGAGCCGUUUCCUGUGAGUCGUUCAUCUUUGCUGAUAGAACAACCUGUGAAAAAGAGGCCUCUUUUGGAUAAUCAGGUGGUAAAUUCGGUGUGUGUUCAGCCAGAGCUACAGAAUAACACAAAGCAUGCAGAUAACUCGUCCGACACAGAGAUGGAGGACAUGAUUGCUGAAGAGACAUUGGAAGAAAUGGAUAGUGAGUUACUCAAGUGUGAAUUCUGUGGAAAAAUGGGAUAUCCUAAUGAAUUUUUACGAUCAAAACGAUUCUGUACUAUGUCAUGUGCCAAAAGGUACAACGUUAGCUGUUCUAAAAAGUUUGCACUUAGUCGUUGGAAUCGUAAGCCUGAUAAUCAAAGUCUUGGGCAUCGGGGCCGUCGUCCAAGUGGCCCUGAAGGGGCAGCGAGAGAACAUAUCCUUAGGCAGCUUCCAAUUACUUAUCCAUCUGCAGAAGAAGACUUGGCCUCUCGUGAUGAUCCUGUGCCGUCUGCUAUGACGACUCGCCUGCGCAGGCAGAGUGAGCGGGAAAGAGAACGCGAACUUCGCGACGUGAGGAUUAGGAAAAUGCCCGAGAACAGCGACUUGCUCCCAGUCGCACAGACGGAGCCCUCCAUAUGGACGGUUGAUGACGUCUGGGCCUUCAUCCACUCUUUGCCCGGCUGUCAGGACGUUGCCGAUGAGUUCAGGGCACAGGAGAUUGAUGGACAGGCACUGCUCCUGCUAAAAGAAGACCAUCUCAUGAGCACAAUGAACAUGAAGCUGGGCCCAGCCCUGAAGAUCUGUGCACGCAUCAACUCUCUGAAGGACUCCUAACAGCAGCCAGGCUUUGUCUCAGUCCAUUCCUCUUUCUCGGUGAAGGUAAAGCCUGGUGGGGCUGAGAGCAUCGGACUGAUGGGGGAAGGCCAAGUGCAUUGGGACCACCACGGCCAGUGCCAACAUUUCUCUUCAGAUGCCCUAACUCAUCUUAUGUUCUCAUAAUUAGCGACCAUCGGUGGUGUUAAUUUUACCAGUUACAGACUACACUGAAAGACUUGUUACAGAGGCCCAUAUUUUUCAAAGAAACAUGUUAUACUAGAUAAUUUUUUAAAGGUAAUGUUUAUCAUUAAUAUAAAAGAAUCCUUUUAAAAAUAA